GACAGUUUCAUUUAAAUGGGAUGCACAAACCUGGAGAUGUGAUUCUAGGUGGAAUUUUCAGACUUCACUUCUUUCCAGCUUAUUCUGAUCUGUCUUUUACCUCAGAGCCACAACAGCCUACCUGCUAUGGUUUUGAUGUUAUGGGAUUCAGACAUGCUCAGACCAUGGCCUUUGCUAUUGAUGAGAUCAACAAAAACUCCAACCUGCUGCCUAAUGUGACUCUGGGAUACAGUCUGUAUGAUAACUGCGUCCAACUAGGAAUUGGAUUUCGUGCAGCAUUGACCUUAGUCAGUGAUCAAGAAGAGCAAGUUACAUUAGAGAAGAACUGUGUAGGAACUCCUCCAGUCCUAGGGAUUGUGGGAGAUUCUUCCUCGACUCGUACUAUUGCCAUAUCCACAGUCCUGGGUUUGUACAGAGUGCCUCUGGUGAGUUAUUUUGCCACAUGUUCCUGCCUGAGUGAUCGACAAAAGUUCCCAUCUUUCUUUAGGACGAUCCCGAGUGAUUCUUUUCAGGUGAAUGCUAUGAUUCACAUUCUAAAACACUUUGGUUGGACUUGGGCAGGUCUGAUCAUCAGUGAGGAUGAUUAUGGUUUCAAUGCUGCCCGAUCCUUUCACGCUGAUCUGGGUCCAGCUGGUGGAGUUUGUCUGGCUUACACUGAGAGUUUGCCCUGGGGUUAUGACCCUGCUGAAGUGACGAGGGUAGUGGAGGUUGUGAAGAAAUCUACAGCUCGAGUGGUGAUUGUGUUUGCACAUGAGAGUAUCAUGUUUAACCUCAUGAAAGAGGUAGUGAGGCAAAAUGUGACAGGCUUGCUGUGGAUGGCCAGUGAAGCCUGGACAUCAGGCACUUCACUCCAAACUCCUCACUUCAUGCAGUACCUGGGUGGAACACUGGGCAUUGCCAUCCGUCGAGGAGAAAUACCAGGACUCAGUGACUUCCUGUUAAAAGUGCGUCCUGAACUAAACUACACCACCACCAAUGGAAAUAGCAUGGUGAAUCAGUUUUGGGAACACACACCUCCUCGGUCAGUGUGCAGUGAGAGUUGUCCUCCAGGUACCCGCAUGGCCAUAAAGAAGGGGGAACCUGAGUGUUGUUUUGACUGUGUCCCUUGUUCUGAAGGAAAGAUCAGCAAUACAACUGACUCCAUGGAGUGCACCAGUUGUCCAGAAGAUUUCUGGUCCAGCCCCCAGCGUGACCACUGUGUUCCUAAGAAAACAGACUUCCUCUCCUACCAUGAGCCUCUGGGUAUCUGCUUGACAACCACCUCACUGUUGGGCACAUUUAUCUGUGUUGUUGUUCUGGGCAUCUUCAUCCAUCAUCGCAGCACACCUAUAGUUCGUGCCAACAAUUCAGAACUCAGUUUCCAGCUCUUGGUAUCACUUAAGUUCUGUUUCCUCUGCUCGUUGCUCUUCAUUGGACGACCCAAACUUUGGACUUGUCAACUAAGACAUGCAGCAUUUGGCAUAAGCUUUGUGCUUUGUGUCUCAUGUAUCCUGGUGAAAACCAUGGUGGUUCUUGCUGUGUUCAGGGCCUCCAAACCAGGAGGUGAGUCCAGCCUGAAGUGGUUUGGUGCUGUGCAGCAGAGAGGGACAGUUCUGGUUCUGACUUCUGUUCAAGCAGCAAUCUGCACUGUCUGGCUUGUCUCUGCUUCACCAGUGCCUCAUAAAAACACCCAGUAUCACAGUGACAAGAUAGUUUAUGAGUGUGCAGUUGGGUCCACAGUUGGUUUUGCAGUUUUACUUGGUUAUAUUGGUUUACUGGCUGUCCUCAGUUGUUUGUUAGCUUUUCUAGCAAGGAAUCUUCCAGACAGUUUCAAUGAGGCCAAACUCAUCACUUUCAGCAUGUUGAUCUUCUGUGCAGUGUGGGUGGCUUUUGUUCCUGCUUACAUCAGCUCACCAGGUAAAUAUGCAGAUGCGGUGGAGGUAUUUGCCAUCCUGUCCUCCAGUUUUGGACUCUUAGUGGCACUGUUUGGACCCAAAUGUUAUAUAAUCCUGUUGAGACCAGAGAGAAACACAAAGAAAGCCAUCAUGGGUCGAGGCACUGAGUCAUAAAAACUUCCUCUGAUAAAUGUUAUCCAUAUUAUUUUUAGCUUGAAGUAAUACAAGUACAGAAAAAUAUGUGGACAAAGACUAAAUGCACAACAUGAAUCAAUUUAAUUUAAUAAUUCAUGCAUUAAGACACGUCAUAUUUGUCCUCACAACCACUGAGAGAUACACUAUUAUAGGGGAAUACUGUUAUUGGUUUGAGUUCUGAGGCCUAAUAAAAGUUUUUGUAUCACUCUCUAAAUAAAAGUAAUUUUUCUCAUUCA
Molecule: messenger RNA, 2305 nt
Organism: Solea senegalensis (Senegalese sole)
Lineage: Eukaryota; Metazoa; Chordata; Actinopteri; Pleuronectiformes; Soleidae
Product: extracellular calcium-sensing receptor-like
Exons: 8
Coding region: 21-2048 (675 amino acids)
Biological process (GO): G protein-coupled receptor signaling pathway
Cellular component (GO): membrane
Molecular function (GO): G protein-coupled receptor activity
Source: RefSeq, a predicted model, not a curated record